Messenger RNA from Wickerhamiella sorbophila, 729 nucleotides. Its product is annotated as Cardiolipin synthase (CMP-forming). Lineage: Eukaryota; Fungi; Ascomycota; Dipodascomycetes; Dipodascales; Trichomonascaceae. Gene Ontology annotation, cellular component: membrane; mitochondrion. Gene Ontology annotation, molecular function: cardiolipin synthase activity. Gene Ontology annotation, biological process: cardiolipin biosynthetic process. The coding region runs from base 1 to 729 and encodes 242 amino acids. The record is from RefSeq and is a predicted model, not a curated record. The transcript has a single exon.
AUGUUCCGGAUCCUGAGACCUGGGACCCUGGGCCAGGCGGGGCCUUGGCUGGCGUGGAAUCGCCAAUUUAGCACAAGCUGUAUAAGACUAGCACCAAAGUUAGUACCGGGACAGGUUCGAGACAAGGUAUGGACGCUGCCAAACGCCUUAACUGUGUCGCGACUGGUUGCUGCGCCUGCAGUCGGAUAUUUGAUUUUGCACAACCAAACAACUGCCGCUCUCGGGGUUUUUACCUACUGCUGUGCUACCGAUUUUCUCGAUGGCUGGAUCGCCCGUAAGUGGAACCAAAAGUCCGUCGUGGGCUCCAUCAUCGACCCUGCAGCCGAUAAGCUUCUCAUGGUAACUCUGGCGUCCUGUAUGGUAGCUGCCGGUCAAAUACCGGUGUGGUGUGGGGCUAUGAUACUUGGUCGGGAUAUUUACCUGGGAAUUGCUGCGUUUUACCUCCGGUAUAUCUCACUGCCGCCUCCAAAAACGUUCGCCCGUUACUGGGACAUGUCCCUCCCGUCUGUUCAGGUGUACCCAUCCCAAUUGUCCAAGUGGAACACAUUUUUCCAGAUGGUUUACCUCGGAUUAGCGGUCGCCGCACCUGUUUUUACUCUUCCGGCUACAGCAAUGAAUACGUUUGCUGGCCUUGUUACUGUUACGACCGGGUUGUCGUGGAUCGACUACAUUAUAAACAGACCGUUUAAAUUCAUCAAGGGAACUAAAAAGAACAAUAUAUAUAAGUAG